CUUAUCUCCUCUUGAAUUGAAUGUAUGGAUAAAUAGCCAAACGCACUUACACUUGCAGAGCUGAACCACAAGAGACGACCAUGGCAGCGUCGUGUGCUACACAGUCAUGUCUGAUGUUAACCUACGCGCCCGCCUCCUCCAUUGUGAACUCGCAGGACCUGACCCCCACACUCCUCUCCUUCAAGCCCAAGGCUUUAUCUCUGUGCCCUUUGGCGUUGGCUUCUGGAGAAAGGAAAUCAGGGAAAUUGAGUUUCUAUUCGCAUAGAGAGACCAGGUUUGGGUUUGUUUCGGCUGCUGUUGCCACAGGUACAGAGGUGGCCGAGAGUGUGGAAGAGGGAGAAGAGGGGGUUUCGGCUGUUGAUACCACCACAGCUCCUCCGCGCAAGCCAAAGACUGGAAAGGCCGCAUUGCCAUUGAAGAGAGACAGAACGAGGUCUAAGAGAUUCUUGGAAAUUCAAAAAUUGAGAGAAAACAAACAAGAGUAUGACGUGAAGAAAGCAAUAUCUUUGUUGAAGCAAAUGGCAAGUACAAAGUUUGUAGAAACUGCUGAAGCUCAUUUUCGUCUUAACAUUGACCCAAAGUAUAAUGAUCAGCAACUCAGAGCAACGGUAAAUUUGCCUAGAGGAACUGGGCAGACUGUGAAAGUGGCUGUACUUACACAAGGUGAAAAGUUCGAUGAAGCUAAAGCUGCAGGGGCAGAUAUAAUUGGUGGGGAAGACUUGAUAGAACAAAUAAAAGGAGGUUUCAUGGAAUUUGACAAAUUGAUUGCAUCUCCAGAUAUGAUGCCAAAGGUUGCCAGCCUAGGGAAGAUUCUAGGACCACGUGGUCUCAUGCCAAAUCCAAAAGCUGGUACUGUUACAACUAAUAUACCCCAGGCGAUAGCAGAAUUCAAGAAAGGAAAAGUAGAAUACAGAGCUGAUAAAACUGGAAUUGUUCACAUUCCGUUUGGGAAAGUUGACUUUUCGGAAGAAGACCUCCUCAUUAACUUUCUAGCUGCAGUAAAAUCAAUAGAAGCAAACAAGCCGUCUGGUGCCAAAGGAGUCUACUGGAAGAGUGCUCACAUAUGCUCAUCAAUGGGGCCAUCCAUCCGGUUAAACAUAAGGGAGAUGCUCGACUAUAAGCUUCAGUAAAAACAGAGCCAAACACAUGUAUAUGAUGUCUUCAACUGUUCAAUCAGCCUUCUUGGGGGUCUCGAGCAGAGCGCGUCAAUGUUUGAAUAGAUGGAAUGUCCAAAGUGAAGCCAGAAAUGGGGUUGGUUGUAAGAUUCAGUUGCAUUUUAAUCAGAACAUGGACAAAAAGAUCAUGUACUAGUCUUUGCAGUCAAUAUUUAUGAUUUUCAAUGUCAUUUGAUUUCUUUGAUUCCAAACUGGAAUUUCACUUGGAUCAUCCCUGGGCAGUUGGUAGUAUUUCUUUAUUUGGUCUGUCCAGAGAAAAUGUACAUUAGGGUUUCCUUUUUCUUCA
Tripterygium wilfordii is the source of this 1461-nucleotide messenger RNA. RefSeq names its product 50S ribosomal protein L1, chloroplastic-like. The transcript has 7 exons. Bases 81 to 1130 code for a protein of 349 amino acids. Gene Ontology annotation, biological process: translation. The record is from RefSeq and is a predicted model, not a curated record. Gene Ontology annotation, molecular function: structural constituent of ribosome; RNA binding. Gene Ontology annotation, cellular component: large ribosomal subunit. Lineage: Eukaryota; Viridiplantae; Streptophyta; Magnoliopsida; Celastrales; Celastraceae.